CCAUGGAAAACAAAACUGCUGUGACUGAAUUUCUUCUUUUAGGACUUUCUGAUCACCCAACGAUCCAAGUUUUCUUUUUCCUGUUUUUUUCAUCAAUCUACUUAAUAACCUUAGUAGGAAAUAUGGUCAUCAUAUUGGUAAUAAGGGCUGAUCCUCAGUUACACACUCCAAUGUAUUUCUUUCUCAUUAAUUUAUCCUUCCUUGACAUCUGCUAUUCUUCUGUAACAGUUCCCAAAAUGCUACAGAAUCUCCUGGCUACUAAAAAGACAAUUUCUCUCUGUGGUUGCAUAGCUCAGGUCUUUUUCUUUAUUUUCAUGUUUGGAACAGAGAUCUUCCUACUUUCAGCAAUGGCGUAUGACCGUUAUGCUGCUAUAUGCCACCCACUGAGAUACAGCACCAUUAUCAACCACCGCUUAUGCAUCCAAAUGGUACUGACUGCAUGGCUGUCAGGUUUCCUGGAUUCCUCUGUCAAUACUCUUUUUUUAACUAACUUAUAUUUCUGUGGUCCCAGUAACAUUAAUCAUUUCAGCUGUGAGUUACCUCUGCUAUUGCAGCUGUCUUGUACUAGUACUUUUGCCAAUGAAAUGGUCAUUCUUAUCUUUAGCAUGCCAUUAGGAUUUGCUGCCCUUCUCCUAAUUAUAGCUUCCUAUGUACAUAUUGUAGGCUCCAUUGUCAAGAGAAAUUCUGCAAAAGAAAGGCAGAAGUUAUUCUCUACUUGUGCUUCCCAUCUCACAGUAGUUUUCUUGUUUUGUGGGACUGCUUUGAUUAGAUACAUGAAACCUGCAUCUGGCUACUCAGACACCAUGGACAAGCUAGUGUCAAUCCAGUACAGUAUCCUAACCCCCAUGUUAAACCCCAUUAUAUACAGUCUGAAAAACAAAGAUGUAAAAAAUGCUCUAAAGAAGCUUUUUAGAAAGUGAUUUCAAAAAGGCCCUUGAACUUACCGAAUUUUGAGAUUUCCUUGAUGAAAAAAGAGAAUGUAUUAAGGCAGAAAUAGCAAGACUGGCGACCAUGAUAUGGCAGGCCUCAUUAAAUUACUAGCUGCACUUGUCACUUUCUCCUACAAUUUUAUCCACUCCCUUUAAAUUAUGGGAUGGGAUUCAACCUGUUUGGAAGGGCUUGCACUUCUAGGGCUUUCAUCUCUUCACUUACAGUUUUUGACUUCAACCAAACAAUAGUGAUAUUCAAGCAGAUCCCACUUGAUAUAGAAUAUCAUAUUCAUUAAGGCCAUAUGUGUUAAGAAUUCAUGGCUGAUAGUUUAAGAUAAUCUUGAUUCAAUUGUAUUUCUUAUGGAGCUGGAUGUACUGAGUCAGAGAAGGGUGCCCCCAGAGCUCCGCUAUGUUCACCUUG
Messenger RNA from Pantherophis guttatus, 1350 nucleotides. RefSeq names its product olfactory receptor 5A2-like. Gene Ontology annotation, molecular function: G protein-coupled receptor activity; olfactory receptor activity. Gene Ontology annotation, cellular component: membrane. Gene Ontology annotation, biological process: G protein-coupled receptor signaling pathway. The record is from RefSeq and is a predicted model, not a curated record. NCBI's taxonomy places the organism in Eukaryota, Metazoa, Chordata, Lepidosauria, Squamata, Colubridae.